CCCUGUGGUCACGCCCCUUUGGAAUGUCUAGGUUGUUGCCUGUGCGUUGAUUGGUUAGAAGUAUGAAGAGGGGCGGGGUCUCCCUGGGGCUCACCAGCGGGUAUAAAUGUGAGUUUAGACACUUAUCCCGGUAGAUCAACAAGGACUACGGUCUGAAAACCGACUCAAACUCAGUGUGAAACUAAUUUAGACUAACAAUCGUUCAGAUUGUAGCUUGAAGAUAUUAUUUUGUUUUUAUUUGUAUUUUAUUACAGACUAGUCAUGACAUUUCUGAUCUACCUGACUGUACUGACAACAGCCGUCACCACACAGGUGACUGCUAGCUGCCCAGCAGUGUGUGAGUGCCCCAAAGUGCCCCUGGUUUGCCCUCCAGGAGUUAGCACUGUGCCAGAUGGAUGUGGGUGCUGCAAAGUGUGCGCUGCACAGCUAAACCAAGACUGCAGCUCCAUGAGGCCUUGUGACCACCACAAAGGGCUGGAGUGUAAUUAUGGCAACGAUGUGACCAUGGCCUGGGGCAUCUGUCGAGCAAAAUCAGAGGGGCGCACAUGCGAAUACAACGGCAGGAUCUACCAGAACGGCGAGAGUUUCCGAGCGGGCUGUAAACACCAAUGUACCUGCAUCGAUGGUGCUGUUGGCUGUGCUCCUCUGUGUAACAACAAGCUGCCACCAGCAUCCCCAUCAUGCCCCUACCCACGGCUGGUCAGGAUACCCGGACAGUGCUGUUUCAGUGUGGACUGCCAUAAGGGCACCUGGCGGCUACCACCUAAGCAUCAGGUACCUCCACAACAACACCUGCCCACGCCUCAGCACCAUCCUGUCCCAAACCAGCCUGAAAAUGAGCUGACCAAUGAGCUUGCAGAGGUCCGGUCAAGCGGCUGGGAGAGUGAACAUGGCUACAAACACCUACCUGUAUGGAACUACCUGAAGGAGAAGUGUCCAGUCCAGACCACUGACUGGUCCCAGUGCUCUCGCAGCUGUGGGAUGGGCGUUUCCUCUCGUAUCACCAACAAGAACCCACAGUGCAAGCUUGAGAGAGAGACAAGAAUCUGUACCAUACGGCCAUGCACCGGCCUAACAGCCCCCACCAAGAAAGGGAAGAAGUGCACGCCAGCCCAAAAAGCCCCGGAGCCCAUCCGCCUGUCCUACGGAGAAUGUGUGAGCGUGCGCCUCUACCGGCCCAACUACUGCGGUGUGUGUACGGAUGGACGGUGCUGCACACCACGCCGCACGCGCACCGUACCACUGACCUUUGUCUGUCCAGAUGGCGAGCGUUUCCAGAGGUCAGCCAUGUUCAUCCAGUCAUGUAAAUGCAGCGACGACUGCGGCCACCUCAAUGAAGUGGCCCUCCCUCCACAGCACUGGAUGUACGGAGAUACACACAAGUUCAUAGACUAAUAAUGAGGAUUUUUUUUGUUUUAAUGUACUGAGGUCAACUUUCUUGCUGAAAGAAGACAUUUCAAGACAAGGGGGCAUUUUUCUCAUCUGGCUCCAAGUGAAUGAAGACCAAAGGCACCCACCUGACUGCCAAACUGCAGGCAGGAAGGGCCGCCUCGGUUCACAACCAUAAAGGCAACCCUUAUUGUAAUAUUAUUGUGUGACCAGAGUGGAUUGUACACUUGCCUCAUCCUGUUCAAACAGACGUGGGACCUAAAUUAGAGCCCUGAAGAAGCCCUUGGACUUCCUCUAUUCUGGACUGAUUGCUGGUUCAGGUGUGGGGAUUUUUUUUUUCUUUCUUUUUUUUUUGAGACCUUCAGAUCAGCCCAGGAGGAGGGACACUUUCAAGAGCAACAAAGCACUUUGUUUAGCACUGAAACUUUCUAACUAUGACAGCAGUGCACAAGGAUCACUUCACCUGCAACAAUAGCUGCACAUACUGAUGGUGGAUGACUCCAUAUCCCAUAAUGCACUGUGACUACUCUGUGACAAGCAAAAGAGUAACUUUUGCAGCUUUAUGUUGAAAACUUAAGUACAAAGCAAAAUGUGGACUUUUUAUUCAAAAUAUAUAACAUUGGCACGUUAUGGACAUACUUUUCUUUUUGGCAUGCUGACACGAUAAGCCAUCUAAAUGUGCAUUUACACAGUGAUGAAUGACACUGUUCACACGCAAGUCACAGACUGUUAAAUGAUAAGGAACGCUAUCUGGAACCGACAAGCGUUCAGCAAGGACUGGACCAAUGCCAACGGAUUUCUUUAUUGGGCAUUACAUGCAGUUUAGAGAAAUGUCUUACACAAACCUGUACUUGGGAACUUAUUUUGGAUCAGUUUUUCUGUAAAUAUUUCAUUUCUUUCCGGAUCCAAGUUUGUAAUAUUGUCACAUUUAUACACUUCUAUGGAUGAAGACACUACAGUGUAGCUGUCAUAAGUUUGUUGGUUCAUCCAUGUGAUAAAAGUGGCUGCUGUGCUCAAGUUUCAUGCAAGGUUUUAUUUCAAGUCAACUUGUAAAGUUUCAAACUUGGCAGCCAGAGUAGACAACUGUUUGGUAAAACUAUGUGAUGAUAGUGCCCUCUGCUUGUGAGGAUAAUUAACUGCAGUCAAAAUGCAACAAAGUUUGUAUUAUGAUACUGCUGUGUUUAAUAACAACCAACCAGGAAGUUGGUAUAAUGAGCCCUAGAGGCAAUCACACAUCCGACAUAUUCAAAUGUUUAGAAAUGUGCAAAAUUAAAAUCAAAACCAUUAAAUAAGGUAUAAAAAC
Larimichthys crocea (large yellow croaker) is the source of this 2692-nucleotide messenger RNA. RefSeq names its product protein CYR61. The record is from RefSeq and is a predicted model, not a curated record. The transcript has 6 exons. Bases 262 to 1395 code for a protein of 377 amino acids. Gene Ontology annotation, cellular component: extracellular region. Lineage: Eukaryota; Metazoa; Chordata; Actinopteri; Sciaenidae. Gene Ontology annotation, biological process: cell adhesion; positive regulation of cell migration; signal transduction. Gene Ontology annotation, molecular function: integrin binding; heparin binding.